Scheffersomyces coipomensis is the source of this 2556-nucleotide messenger RNA. It is a transcript of the gene GLN3, whose product is annotated as nitrogen-responsive transcriptional regulator. The record is from RefSeq and is a predicted model, not a curated record. Lineage: Eukaryota; Fungi; Ascomycota; Pichiomycetes; Serinales; Debaryomycetaceae. The transcript has a single exon. Bases 1 to 2556 code for a protein of 851 amino acids. Gene Ontology annotation, molecular function: zinc ion binding; RNA polymerase II cis-regulatory region sequence-specific DNA binding; DNA-binding transcription factor activity, RNA polymerase II-specific. Gene Ontology annotation, biological process: positive regulation of transcription by RNA polymerase II; negative regulation of transcription by RNA polymerase II.
AUGUCAUCAAAUUCUCCUUCAAAUGAAUUUGAAGGAGGUCCUUCCGUAGUUGAACUAUUCUAUUCCGCAAAGAAACUACUUUCCUUACAAACCAGAGUUGAGAAUAGACAGUUACGAAAACAAAACUCCAGAAGUCAAUUAAAUCAUCUCAUUUAUGAACAAGAGCAACUUCCAUUAUCAUCAUCGUCAGAUUCCCAAGUUAUGGAUGAUGAUAGAAUGGAUAUUGAUCAAGCACAAGGAGUUCAACCUCAAAAGAGUCAUGAUAAAGUAUUGGAUUUGUUAAGUCCAUUGUCGAUUGAUGAUUUAAAGAAUUCUCCAUAUAUCCCAACUAAUAAAUCUUCAAAUACAACCACAAUUACCACAACUACUAAAUCAAGUCCCCUUAGUAAUAAUAAUAUCAUAUCUGCAUCAUCCAUCAAUCAUAACAGUAAUACCGGUAAGAAAAAUCAUAAUAAUUCUCAAAUGAAUACUCCUGCUUCUUUAAAUGAUGAUUCAUCUCCAAAUUCAAUGGUACUUUCAAGUCAAUCAAGUUCAAGACAUAAUAGUGAUACCAAUAGUAAUGCUACUAGUACAACUAGUACUGCCAGUAAUAAUAAUAUUACUAGUCAACCAACCACCACAUCAACUAGUCCUGUAACGAAAGCUACCAAUACUUCCAAUCCAUCAUCAUUUACUAAAACUUCAUCAUCACCCCCAAAAUCGAAUUUAACUUCGUCCUUAACUAAAUUAAAAAUCGAACCAAAUGAAAGAAGUAGUCUAUCUUCAUCACCUAUAAAUACCCCUUCCAAUAAUACCCCAUCAUCGAACAACAAUACCAGUGCUACCAAAACUAAAUGUUUCAAUUGUAAUACUUUAAAUACACCACUUUGGAGAAAAGAUCCUCUGGGAAAUACAUUAUGUAAUGCAUGUGGAUUAUUUUUAAAAUUACAUGGUACAACCCGUCCGUUAAGUUUAAAGACUGAUGUCAUUAAAAAGAGAUCAUCCAGAAGAUCAUCAACUGCGAUUGUUCAACCUACCUCCAUACCUAAUUCAUCUAAUGCAAAUAAUAAUGGGAAAUUAUCAUCAUCACCAUCUUUCAUUCAAAGUUCAAAUUCUUUACCUUAUAAUAAUGGAAGUUAUGGAGGGAUUAAUGGAAAGAUUAAAUUCAAUGCCAAUUAUAAUGGUGGUGGUAUACCGAUUAUGAAAUCUAAUACCAUCAAUAAUGGAUCGUUAGGAAAUUCUAAUAAUUCAAAUAAUAAUAAUAAUAAUACUGCUUCAUAUAUAUCCUCAUCAGCUUCAUCUACUUCGCUUAAUAAUAAUCGUCAGCAUAAGAAUAUUUUAAUUUUACCAAAACCUUCAUCAUCAUCAUCUCAACCAAGUUCAACUCCUGCAUCAAGUACACAAAAAUCAAUUCCAAUCCCAAGUAAUCAUUCUAAUAAUUCUUCUAAUAUGAAUAGUCCUGCUUCACCAUAUUCGAAAUUAAUCUUACCUUCAUCAUCUGUGAAUAAUAAUAAUAACAAUCAACAAUUCAAGAGAAAGAAGUCUGAUAUUAAUCUUGUCGAUAAUUAUUACGGUGAUAAUUCAUCUUUCAAUAAUAACACUAAUAGUAGAAGAAUAUCAACAUCGAAUAGUUUUUCGAAUAGUUUUAAUAAUAAUGGAUCAUUAAUGUUUGCCAAGAGGAAUUCUCUGGUGAAUCAAUCACAAGGUCCAGCCCAACAGACUUCAUUAUUAUCGAAUUCUUUCCAAUCAACUUCAUUAAAUCGUAAACCAUCCAUCAUCAACAUCAACAAUAAUUCAAAUAAUAACAAGAGUAGAGGUUCAAGAAGUGAUAGUAUAAGCUCUGCUUCCAAUUCGUUAACUUUCUCCAAUAUCAAUCUCCUUAAUCAAAGAUUCAAUAAUAUGUCGAAUAAUAAUUCUUAUUUCGAUCAACCUUCUUCUCUCCAACAUCAAAAUAACGUGGCUCCAUCCAUAUCAAGACAUAAUAGUACCACCAGUACCUUCCUUAUGAAUAAUAAUGGUAAUGGAUCACCUAUCCCAAUAAGACAUGCAUCCGCCACGUCCUUAUCUCAAUUCAAUCAUAGUAGUAGUCAUCAUAGUCAUCAAAAUGAAUUCAGACUGAGACAUAAUACGAUCAGUAAUAAUAGUUCGAAUAAUGUUCAUCUGAUAAUUAAUGAGGAUGAUAUGAUUGAAAGUGCAAUGAGUAUGCCUGUUACUCCUAUGAAUGUGAUUGAUUUAUUACCUAGUAGUGUGAGAAGUACUAGUAGUUUAAGUCGGGGUAGGGAGAGAGAAAGAAAGAGGAAUUAUAAUGAUGAUGAUCAAAUCAUUGAUUUAUUAGAAGUGGAUGUGAUUAAUAAUGUUGGAGAUGGAGAUGAUGAUAAUGAUGAACGAGAUGAUUUUUAUUUCAAAGAUGGUCGAAAUCAAAUAAAGAAGGAGAAUCCAAUGAUGAUGUUGAAAUCUAGUUUGACGGAUGGAUUAAUGAAGAGUCAAGGGAAUACUCAUCAACAACAACAAUCAUCACAAUCAAUGAAAGGAGAUGAUACGGCUAAGGAUUUAGAUUGGUUGAAAUUUGAAAUUUAG